Messenger RNA from Aplysia californica (California sea hare), 2028 nucleotides. RefSeq lists its product as uncharacterized. The record is from RefSeq and is a predicted model, not a curated record. The transcript is spliced from 4 exons. Bases 308 to 1984 code for a protein of 558 amino acids. Lineage: Eukaryota; Metazoa; Mollusca; Gastropoda; Aplysiida; Aplysiidae.
UCGCCGUGGUACAAAAGGCGUAUUGUGUGCGGUGGUCCGAGCUGGGUGACGUCUGCGGUUUCUAUUUGCUGCUUUCUUUGAAGGAAGGGGGAGUGGAUUCUUUGCGUUAUUAUAUUAUUAUUGCUAUUCAAACAAAGAUACAGUUGGUUAUCAAUCGCUGCGUGCGUGGACACGGACUGGAGUUUCAGUGGCCGGGCUCUUCCGAGUCAGGAUUUUUAACGAGAAUAGUAUACUAGAGACGGAGAAAGGAUUAAGACUAUUUUCUGACUACUGCAGAUUCAGGUAACGAUCUCCUGGACGUCCAGCGAUGACUUUCAGCCAGCCAACAACUGCUCUUCUUUCUCUCGUGCUGGGUGUGACAAGUCUGUCCACCUUAGUCCAGUGUGCCAGUGACUGCAUGCUUCCCGUCGCUGACCCCACAUCAAUGUUCAGUCAGAAGAAUUUAACCACGCCUACAGUGUCAGAGCUCGAAGUUGACGGGGUCACUGGGUGCACUGAUAUUUGUUGUCAGGAUGAGCUGUGCAAUGUGUUGGUAUACAACCAGGCAGCAGCCACAGGCGUCGCCAACUGUCUCAUGUACGCGUGUAGGCCUCUCGAAACGUGCAAUUUACAAAGUGGACAAGACCUACUCAUUUUUGUAGACAAGAGUUUUACUGACACACCCACAUCCACCACAUCUGAAACGAGUGGGUCACAAACUGGAGAAGAGGAACAAACUACUUCACCCAGUGCGCCGAGCUCCCCUAAAAACGAGGAAAUUGCUCCUGUAGUUGUUAACAUUCCUUUAGAAAAUGUGAACAACGCAGACAAAGAAACUGCAAAUGCUGAGGGUUUGUCAGAAAACACCGAGAAUGGGGACGGAAAUGUCGGCAGUACAUCUCAAAAUACCGAGGGUACACCUGAAGACACAUUGGAAGAGGACGAAACUGGGCCUCAAAAUGACAAGAGUGAAAACUCUGAAACCGAUCCCCCCGAAGUGCAAAGUCCGUCUACAGAGAACCCAGGAGGUCCAUCUACAAAUGGAACUGAAAAUAGUUCAGGGGAAGCUGGAAAUGAAAUAAUUACUCCGGAAAGUGCUGAAUCAGAAUCCAUUCAGGAAGAUUCUAAUGGCUCCCAGUCAACCCCUCCCUCUUCAGAAGUUCCGGCGACACCAACCGCUACCCCGUCCACAACGACCGCCCCAGACAGUUCAGCUGCUGUCACCCCUGUCCAACCUCCUCCAGCUUCUCAACCGCCAAACACAACACAAGAAGAGCAGGAGGUGGAGAACAUUCCAGACGACAACACACAAAUAAAUACAACGGCAACCAUCACCAUAGUUCCCACUACAACGUUGAGUGGUUCUGAGACCGCCUCAACGGCCGCGCUCCUGCCAACUCCUGAAUCUUUAUCGAACGAUGUUACUAUUGUUGCUCCUACAGCUACUUCUCAUAUAUCACUUUCAGCCAUCUUGAACUCAACUGGGGUUCUAAUGCCAGUGGCAUUGGAUUCCACAGUGCUUGAACAAGAAUCUAUAGCGAUAAAACCCUCGGAGCAAUCAUUUAUACCCUCUCCAACGUCAACAACCGAAGGGAUGGCAACAGCUGCAGUAACUGAUCUUGCUACCCCUUCUACUCCAACGCUGGAAAAUCCUACACCCACGACCGUGGCAAGCUCAUCGUCCGCCCAGAAUAUCUCGCCAACACCAAACGAAAUCGUUUCAUCCGCAGACGAGUCACUGCAGACGACACCACCAAUUGAAAUGACAACAACACAGUCCUUGACUGACGUCACUUUCCCUGGGUACGCCAACGAGCGCAAGCAAUCAACCGCCUCAAAGGAAGGCGUGUCCAACGUCAUGACAGCUGUUCUCGUUAGUUCUUUGACCUUUGGUUGUGUAUUUGUGCUCACUGUGGUUGCUGUGUUGGGAAAACGAAUCUACGACAGCUACCGAAAACGUCACUAUUCCAGAUUAGAUUACCUCAUCAAUGGCAUGUACAACUAAUCUGACCCCAUGAGUACAACAAUAAAUCCAAAUCGUGUUAACUA